UUCCUCGCAGGUGGAUGGGUGGAGUUCACAGAAGUUAGAGCAAGAUGGCGCCGGUGUGUGAUCUAAGCCCGGAGAACCCGCGUUGAAGCAACAAUCCCCGCCUGGGAAAGAGUUAAUGCAGGGGGUGGAGUGUCGCCGCUCCCUCUAACGAGGUGACUCGCCCUCUUACGAGGUGACUCGCUGUAGCUGAGUCGGACGCGCCUCGCCGGCAAUGGAAAACGAGCUGAGCAGCAUGGAGACUAUGGAGACCCUGACGGAGCUCGGCGACGAGCUCACACUGGGCGAUAUCGAUGAAAUGCUACAGUUUGUCAGCAAUCAGGUUGGAGAUUUUCCAGAUUUAUUUUCUGAACAGUUAUAUGGCACAUUCCAGAGCAGCAGUGGAUGUAAUGGAGACAGAAUAUCAGAUACUUCACAGAAAGCCUACAGCCAGGGACAGAUACAAUCCUCUCCUAGCGCAGCUUCUCCACAACAGCUUCAGUCUGUGCAAGUGAAGGCCUCUCAGUCAACGGGCACAAUUCCUGCUCCACAACGGGCUGCACCUCCUCUUCAACCUCGCCCCCAAGUUCAACCCCCACUUCAGCAACAGACGGUGAUGAUUACUCCAACUUUCAGCUCUUCUCCCCAGACCCGGAUCAUUCAGCAACCUGUAAUAUACCAAAAUGCAACCACAAGUUUUCAAGUGCUGCAACCCCAGGUUCAAAGCUUGGUGACUUCCUCUCAAGUUCAACCAGUUGCCAUUCAACAGCAGAUGCAGACCAUGCAAGCUCAGAGGGUAUUGACACAGAGUACCACCGGCACCAUCCAGACACUAACUCCAGCAACUGUCCAGGCAGUAGCUGCCCCUCAGGUUCAGCAGGUUCCAGUCCUAGUCCAGCCACAGAUAAUCAAGACAGAUUCUCUUGUCUUAACAACAUUGAAAACUGAUGGAAAUCCUGUUAUGGCUACUGUUCAAAAUCCAGCUCUGGCAACAAUAACCACACCCAUACAGACAACAGCUCUGCAGGGUUCUUUCUUAUCAAGAUUCUUCAAACUGGAUACCUUGGUUGGUAGCAAUGGGGCCAUUUUGACAACUAUGCCUAUGAUGAUGGGAGGGCAGGAGAAGAUGCCAAUUAAACAAGUGCCUAAUAACACCAAGCAGCCAGAACCACCAAAGGAAGGAGAAAGGCGAACAACUCAUAAUAUUAUUGAGAAGAGAUAUCGAUCAUCUAUAAAUGACAAGAUAAUAGAACUGAAAGAUCUAGUCAUGGGAACAGAUGCUAAAAUGCACAAGUCUGGUGUAUUGAGGAAGGCUAUUGACUACAUUAAAUAUCUACAGCAAGCUAACCAUAAAUUGCGACAGGAGAACAUGAUCCUUAAGCUUUCUAGCCAGAAAAACAAGUUGUUGAAGGGUUUUGACUUGAGCAGUCUAGUGGACAAUGAUGCGGAUAUGAAGAUGGACGAAUUCAAUCAAAAUGCUGUAUUGAUGUCUCCUCCAGCUUCUGACUCAGGAUCACCAGCAGGCUUUUCCCCUUAUUCAAUUGAUUCAGAACCAGGAAGUCCAUUAUUGGAUGAUGCAAAGGUUAAAGAUGAACCUGAUUCUCCACAUGUUGCUCUCGGAAUGGUUGAUCGCUCACGGAUGCUCCUUUGUGCUCUCACAUUCCUCUGUCUCUCCUUUAACCCCUUAACAUCUUUUUUGGAUGGCAAAGAAACACCGGACACUUACAGCACAGUGCAUCAUGGUUCUGACAGGAAAAUACAAGCAAUAAAACCAGAAUCAGGUGGCUGGUUUGGCUGGAUGAUGCCCACUUUAAUCUUAUGGCUUGUGAACGGUAUCAUUAUCUUGAGUGUAUUCAUAAAGCUGUUAGUGCAUGGAGAGCCAGUGACACGACUGCAUUCUCGUUCUUCUGUGACUUUUUGGCGGCAUCGGAAACAGGCAGACCUUGACUUAGCUAAGGGGGACUUUGCUGCUGCUGCAUCAAAUUUACAUAUCUGUCUUUCUGCCCUGGGCCGAGCGUUGCCUGUUUCUCGUUUUGACUUGAUCUGUAGCCUUUCCUGGAACAUUAUUCGUUACAGUCUCCAAAAAUUGGGAUUAGUACGUUGGCUGCUAAAGAGGACAUCACAGCGGAGACGAGCAACAGAGACGCCUCUUGGCUUUGAAGAUGAAGCCAAGACUAGUGCGCGAGAUGCCACAUUAGUGUAUCAUAAACUUCAUCAACUCCAUAUUACAGGUAAGCUUCCGUCCAGUUCAGCUUACUCAGGAUUGCACAUGGCGUUGUGUGCUGUAAACCUGGCAGAAUGUGCAGAGGAGAAGAUUUCACCAAGUACCCUGGCAGAGAUCCAUCUAACUGCUGCAGUUGGCCUGAAGACUCGCUGUGGUGGCAAGCUGGGCUUCCUGGCGAGUUAUUUCUUAAGUCAAGCUCAAAACCUGUGUACUUCUGAGCAUAGUGACAUCCCUGACUCUUUACGCUGGUUGUGCCAUCCUUUGGGGCAGAAAUUUUUUGUAGAACGGAGCUGGACAGUGAAAGCUGCUGCUAAGGAUAGUCUGUACUCCACUCAGAGGAACCCAGCUGAUCCCAUUGCACAGGUACACCAGGCAUUCUGUGAGAACCUACUGGAGAGAGCUGUUGAAUCCAUUGUGAAACCUCAGAUUCCCAAAGGGGCUACAAGCCAUGAUGAUGAAGCACCUUGUGAAUUUGCUAAUGCUUUGGAAUACUUGACAUUACUAAGUUCUUUUGUGGAUUCUUUGGGAAGUGGAAUACCACCUUUUUCUGGAAAUUCUGUCCUGAAGUCUGCCCUAGCUCCUGAUGUAGUCUGCAGAUGGUGGUCAUCAGCAAUCACAAUGAUAAUCAGCUGGCUCAAGGGUGAUGAUACAGCUGUGAAAUCUCAGUUUAUCAAUGUGGAACGAAUUCCUAAAUGCUUGGAGAUGAUGGAGAAUGCCCUUGUACGAGCUAUCUUCCAUGUAUGCAAAGCCAUGAAUGUCUUGUUGUCUAGCAAGGCAGAUGGGCAGCAUAGUUCAUUUAGCCAUUGUGAAAGAGCUAGCACUCAUCUCUGGAAUAGUCUUAACAUGAGAAGUGGGGUCUCAAGCACAAGUCUCAACAAUAUGAUCCAGCUGCUGGCUUGCGAUCUACUGUUGUCUCUCCGUACCACUCUGUGGCAGAAACAGACAAAUUCUAGUCAAGCUUUGGGAGACAUGCACCAUGCUUCUGCUUCUGAGCUGACUGGCUUCCAGCGUGAUCUUGGCAGCCUGCGAAAACUAGCAAACAGCUUCAGGCUUGCUUACCGAAAGGUUUUUCUUCAUGAGGCCACUGUCCGCUUGAUGGCAGGAGCCAGCCCCACCCGUACUCACCAGCUGCUUGAGCAUAGUCUGAGACGUCAGACCCCACAGAGUACCAAGCAAGGUGAGUUGGAUGUUCUUCCCGGACAAAGAGAACGAGCUACAGCAAUUCUAUUAGCCUGCCGCUACCUCCCCCUGUCUUUUCUGUCAUCUCCGGGCCAGCGUACUGUCCUGCUGGCAGAAGCAGCUCGAACACUGGAGAAGGUUGGCGACAUGCGUUCCUGCAAUGACUGUCAGCAGAUGAUUGUGAAACUAAGUGGUGGCACAGCUAUUGCUGCUUCCUAACCCUAGAGGAAUAGUUUCAUCAGACAUUGAAUGAAUUCUUGUCCCAUUCUCUUCCUUUUUUCUUAAAAACCCUUCCAGAUGUGUGGAAGUUUCAUUAUACUAAUAGGAGACAGUGACUUGGUGUAUAGCAAGUGGCGAAUUAUUUGCCUCCAAGCAAAAAGAUUGUUCAUGCUGGUGCUAGAAAGUUUUUUUUCCCCCUGGCAGAGACUGAUAUCUUGGACUGAUUAACUUGGAUGUCUUUGAAAGAGGGAUUUGUUUUUCUCUCUCAUUGUUUUUACAAAACAAUCUCUAUUGAAAACAUCUUUGGGGUAAGGAGUUAGUAAAAAGUGAAAAAUUUGUUACAAAGUCUCAUUUGAUGGCAUUUGCAAUGGUUCUUGGUCCAGUAAUAUAUAGAUUCAAAGAAGAUAGGAUUGUGUUUAACUUCUACUCUCCUCAGUAUACGUUUGUCCUACUUACUGAUACCUUCCUAUAAAAUAGAAGCUUUAGGAAGUCAGGCCAGUUCUCUAGAGAAGUGCAUUAUGGUUUUAUGCUAUUUGGGUUAUAAUUAUUUAUAUUUUGCAAACUAUAAAAAAUACCAGUUUCUUUUUGUCUCAUACUCUUCAUUUCAUUCUGUAUCUUUCUUCUUUCUGUAAUUUUUCAUAAACUGAUGAUGAUCAGAAAGAUAGAAACUGUAGUUUCAGUCAAUCAGUCAAUCAAUGUUUAUUCAAUCAUAGGCCAGCAAAUAAAAAAAGAAAAAUUGAAAUUAAUUAGGAUAAAAAGAAAAAAAAUCUAAGGAAAACAAACCUGAUGUACUGUACAAACUAUAAAACAGUACUUAGCUGUAAAGAAGUAAAAUCAGAUCAAUGUUAUAUGAUAAUUAAAAAAACAAGUUAAAACAGAUCAGAACAACCCAGAAGUUUAAUAAAGAAUAGACAUAAUAAUUCCUGGUGAACAUUUUGUAGAGGAGACAAUACAAAAUAACUUGUUCCAUAUUUCAAUUGUUCCUUCAUGGCAUGGACAGAGUCUAUGUUUGAAGAGGAUUUUUUAGUGUCUCCCUUCAGUAACAACUAUUGGGAGAACAUUGAAUCUGACCAAGGAUAAAGCCAUUCUAAAUUUUGGAAUUGUUAUGUGACUAAGGUAUAUCACUGGUUGAAGAAGAUAUGAGAAACUAUAACAUCUAAAUUAGCAGGUUGUAGAAGACUGUUCUAUAGCAUCAUUGUAAAGCCAGGAACUGAAAAACUAAAAACAUUACUUUAAAAAUUAAUGGUUAAAUGACAGGAAGAUGCAGGUUUUCUGAUCUCAGGACUGAAGGUAAAGGGUAGAACAUUAACAUCUUUUCCAGCAUUAUUUUGCUGAAGGAAAUCCCACCUUUGGAAAGAGAUUUUGAGCAAGAUGAAACGUGGACAAGGAUGAAAUGAUCCUCCCCAAGACCUUGAUUUGGAUGCCUGCUUGUUAUAAACAAAGAGGUAGCUAACCUAGCCACACUUUUAAAUCAUGUAGAUCUAGCUUGACCCUAAAAAAAUACAGAUUUUUUUCCCCGAAGCUCUUUACAUCCAUGUAAGAUUUAACACCUAAUGGUAAAAAUUAGUUCCAUGUUCACCAAUUGGUAGUAAGGUAGCUAUACUACCAAUUGAAGGGAUUCUCAUGUUCUUUCCCACAAUUUUGGGAGCAUUGUAACGUGUAUAUAUAUAUAGAAUGGAUAAAGAAUUUUAGUGUUAAAAGGAAACAAAGUAUAGCUCAAUCUCCUCUGGCAGAAUCACACAAAUUUUAUAUUAUAUGGAACUCUAAGGUCCAAAAGCCAUGUUUUUCUCCCUACUUAUUUCCUUUGCUUACUCUUUUUUGGGGGGGCAGGGGGGCGGGGGUCAGGUCUUUCAUUGCAUUGAUCUAGAUUUCAAUAGAAGCUCCUAUGUAAUGGCAUAUAUACAGAAGAGCAAUUUGGAAAUUCACCCAACUUUAAUUAUAUUAGUCCUUGAAAUAAUGUGAUUGGUAAUCCUUGGCUGCAUAGAUAGGACUCUCAAUAAUGAAAAAUCUUUUAAAACUUUCUAUUCCGAUACCCCCAUAUGUGAAGCUGUGGUGGUAAAGAAAUUUUGAAUAUUGCUAUUUCAUAGAGUUCAAAUACUUCUCCAUAAAAGAUGCAAAUCAUGCUGAUGAUAGAGUUUUAAUGCUUCAUAGUUAACCAGAAACAGAUUCCACAUUAAAACCUUGACUUACAUCUUGAAAGUCUAUUCUCAGUCAACCUGCAUUUAUUGAAAUGUAAAAUUUUAUUUUAAUGCAAUUUUCCUGCUUCUCCCUAAAAUAUGUGAGUGGAUGUGUUUGAUUUGUAUAUCCCGCCCCAUUCUGGUACAUGGUGAAACGUAAUAUUUGACCAUGCUAUUUGAAAAAAGUUUUGGUAUCGUUGGUUUCCUUGAUGGAAGUGUAUUUAAGUUUGUGUUUCUUACAACUGAUAUGCAUACUGUAAUUCUGCCUGCUUCCCUUUAAACCUAGGUAGUCAGAAUAAGGGUCCCAGGGGCUGCUGAUUCAGAGGCACAUUUAAAUUUGCAGGCUGCAUAAAGUACCAUUCCAUUCACUAAGACAGAAUCUUAAUGAUGGCAUUCCCAGUGCAGGUAGCAACUAAGUAGGAAAAAUAGUAAACUUAUUGGGACUGAGGAGAUUAAGGGUCAUUGCUAAUUUAUGCCUCCAACUGCUGUUACAUCCAUGCAAAUUUUGCUUUAUUAUAAAACAAAAUAAUCAGCCCAGGAGUAACACAAAGUGUGAAUUCUUAAGAGUCUAACAGAUUGAUUGAGUAGGCUUGAACUUGCAAAUGCUUCCAUCUGGGCUCUCUCAGGGCAAAUAAUUCAAUAUAAUUAAUUUGUAAAAAAAAAUGUAAAAAAAUACCCAUCUCUUUCUGAGUAUUUCAUGGUUUCUUGAAUUUGAAGCAUUGAAAGUAGUUUAUUUUUGUUAAAAGAGCAAAUGGCCAUUACAAUAUAAAAAAUCCAUAUUAAUCAGUCAAUUGGAUGGAGAUGGGUGGUUAUAAAAAUUGAAUAAUUACAUAAAUAUUGCACAGCCAUAAUAAUGAGGUUACUGUCUUGUUUAAAUUACAAUUGCAUAGAUGUGAUCUCUACAAAGAAAUCUACCUUUUUGCAUCUUUUUGGCAGUUUUAUAUACUUCAUGUAUUUAUGGAACUGUUCCUCCUAAUCUAGCCCUAUAUAUGUUUUGUGUAUAUAAUGGUAACUUUUCUGUUUUUAUAUGAGAUGAAAAUUGUCUUUUUAUCCCAAUAAAAUUAGAAAUAGAGAUGCUUUGAUACAUGAAGAUGUAGCGGAUGGUGAAGUCAGGAGAUGAGAGUUUCUGUUAUUCCCAGGUGACCUUUUGGUAUGGAUCAUUAUGUAAUUUAUCUAAUAAAGACAAAAUUUAACUCAG
Messenger RNA from Thamnophis sirtalis, 6973 nucleotides. It is a transcript of the gene SREBF2, whose product is annotated as sterol regulatory element binding transcription factor 2. The record is from RefSeq and is a predicted model, not a curated record. Gene Ontology annotation, biological process: positive regulation of cholesterol storage; positive regulation of transcription by RNA polymerase II. NCBI's taxonomy places the organism in Eukaryota, Metazoa, Chordata, Lepidosauria, Squamata, Natricidae. Gene Ontology annotation, cellular component: nucleus. Gene Ontology annotation, molecular function: RNA polymerase II cis-regulatory region sequence-specific DNA binding; DNA-binding transcription factor activity, RNA polymerase II-specific; protein dimerization activity.